Molecule: messenger RNA, 984 nt
Organism: Lytechinus pictus (painted urchin)
Lineage: Eukaryota; Metazoa; Echinodermata; Echinoidea; Temnopleuroida; Toxopneustidae
Exons: 2
Coding region: 1-984 (327 amino acids)
Source: RefSeq, a predicted model, not a curated record
AUGCCAACGAACCCCUCUCCCAUAUCAAGCCAGCCUGAACCUCCCCAUAACAAGCUGGCCUUCCCGUCCCCCCAUACCAAACCAGCCCGACCCUCCCCCAUACCAAGCCAGCCUACCCCACCCCAUACCAAGCCAGCCUACCUUCCCCCUACCAAACGUAGCCCACCCCUCCCCCAUACCAAGCCAGCCUACCCCUCCCAUAACAAGCCAGCUACCCCUCCCCAUACCAAGCCAGCCUACCUUCCCCCUACCAAACGUAGCCCACCCCUCCCCCAUACCAAGCCAGCCUACCCCUCCCAUAACAAGCCAGCUACCCCUCUCCAUACCAACCAGCCUACCCCUCCCCAGACCAAGCCAGCCUACCCCUCCUCUACCAAGCCAGCCAACCCCUCCCCCAUAUACCAAACUAGCCCAACCCUCCCCUACCAAGCCAGCCCACCCCUCCCCAUAACAAGCCAGCCUACCCCUCCCCUACCAAGCCAGCCUACCCCUCCCCCAUAUACCAAGCUAGCCCAACCCUCCCUACCAAGCCAGCCUACCCCUCCCCAUAACAAGCCAGACUACCCCUCCCCUACCAAGCCAGCCAACCCCUCCCCCAUAUACCAAUCUAGCCCAACCCUCCCCUACCAAGCCAGCCUACCCCUCCCCAUAACAAGCCAGACUACCCCUCCCCAUAACAAGCCAGCCUACCCCUCCCCAUACCAAGCCAGCCUACCCCUCCCCAUACCAAGCCAGACCCCUCCCCAUGCCAAGCCAUCCUACCCCUCUCCCAUACCAAGCCAGCCUACCCCUCCCCAGACCAAGCCAGACCCCUCCCCCAUGCCAAGCCAGCCUACCCCUCUCCCAUACCAAGCCAGCCUACCCUCCCCAGACCAAGCCAGACCCCUUCCCCAUGCCAAGCCAGCCUACUCCUCUCCCAUACCAAGCCAGCCUACCCCCCCAUGCCAAGUCAUCCUACCCCUCCCCCAUAACAAGCCAACUUGA